This is a messenger RNA of Salmo salar (Atlantic salmon), 4541 nucleotides long. RefSeq names its product lysine-specific demethylase 4A. Gene Ontology annotation, biological process: chromatin remodeling; regulation of gene expression. Gene Ontology annotation, cellular component: nucleus; chromatin. Gene Ontology annotation, molecular function: histone H3K36 demethylase activity; histone H3K9 demethylase activity. NCBI's taxonomy places the organism in Eukaryota, Metazoa, Chordata, Actinopteri, Salmoniformes, Salmonidae. The record is from RefSeq and is a predicted model, not a curated record.
AAGAAAGUGCACGUCGUCAAAAUCAUUCAUUGAUUGGCUACGUCUGAUCCUGUGCACUAGUAGUAAUGGAGAACAAAUCCUCUUCGGGGUAAAAUCGGAAUUAAGUGCUGUCGAUAUCAAGUCACCAACUGCGCAAGAUUUAUCAGUGUUGGGCUUUCUAUUUAGUAUGUCUUCUGAUUCGGGGUCCCAGACUCCUGGCUCCAAGGGGAUCAUGACCUUUCACCCCACUGCUGAGGAGUUCCAGAACUUCAGCCGCUACAUUGCCUACAUGGAGUACCAGGGAGCACACCAAGCCGGCCUGGCUAAAGUCGUGCCACCAAAGGAUUGGAAGCCCAGGAAGUCCUAUGACGAUAUAGAUGAUCUGGUGAUCCCGGCUCCCAUCCAGCAGGUAAUGACGGGCCAGUCAGGCCUGUUCACCCAGUACAACAUCCAGAAGAAGCCCAUGACCGUCCGAGAAUUCCGUAAGACGGCCAACAGUGACAAGUUCUGCAGUCCUCGCUACGCCAACUUUGAGGAGCUGGAGAGGAAGUACUGGAAGAAGGUGACCAAUAACCCGCCCAUCUACGGUGCAGAUGUGAACGGAACACUUUACGACCCUGAUGUGACUGAUUGGAACAUCGGCAAACUGAAUACCAUCCUGGACACGGUGGAGCAUGCGAAUGGCAUCACCAUCGAGGGGGUGAACACACCCUACCUGUACUUUGGCAUGUGGAAGACCACUUUCGCCUGGCACACUGAAGACAUGGAUCUCUACAGUAUCAACUACCUCCACUUUGGAGCGCCCAAGUCCUGGUACUGUGUUCCUCCAGAGCAGGGGAAAAAAAUGGAACGCUUGGCUCAAGGAUUUUUUCCUGGUAGCCACCAAAAUUGCGAAGCCUUCCUGAGGCACAAGAUGACCCUCAUCUCACCCUCCAUAUUAAGGAAAUAUGGAAUUCCAUUUGAGAAGAUCACUCAGGAGCCCGGUGAGUUCAUGGUGACAUUUCCCUAUAGUUACCACGCCGGAUUCAACCAUGGCUUCAACUGUGCCGAGUCCACCAACUUUGCCACCGAAAGGUGGAUUGAGUAUGGAAAGCAAGCCAUGCUGUGUACGUGCAGGAAGGACAUGGUGAAGAUCUCCAUGGAUCUGUUUGUGAAGAACUACCAGCCGGACCGCUACGAGCAGUGGCUCGCGGGGCGGGACACAGGCCCCAUCGACCACUCACGGCCCACCCCAGAGGCCAAGGAGUUCCUGGGGGAGGAGCAGGGGAAGGACUGCAUUUCCAAGGAGCCCUAUGGAGCGGAGCUCAACACACAGGUGGAGCGAAAGAGCCCAACACCGAGGAUAGGGACCAAGAGGCACUGGGUGUGUCUGGAUGUACCUGACAAGGUGGUCCCUAAAGAUGAAGAAGAAGAGGAGUAUGAAAAGAAGGCCAGACUAGGCCUCACCACGCUGGACACGGGAGCAGAGGACUGCACAGAUACAGGUACCUUCACUGACAACACACCAGUGAAGCUCACCCCGAGGGAACUGCCUAAUUUAAAGACGGACCCUACGAAGGGCAACAGCAGUACAAGCCCGGCUCCACAAAAAGUCACCAUCCCCUCCACCAGCAAUCACGCAGCGACCAUUUUGGCUCAACCCCAGUCGCACAGAAACGGCCACCUCCCAGUAGUGGCUCCCCCGGCCAGGACCGGUCCUUCCGCUCAGCCUGUCCGAAAGCUGGGGGUGGCCAGCCUCCUCUUCCACAAGACCCAGAGCCCCAAGGAGAACCUGCAGGUCCACAGCUACGCCCGUGAGAACCAGCAGCCGAUUCACCACACCCAGCUCCACGUGCACAGUUACGCCAGGGAGCAUCUGCCACGGCACCUCCAACCCCACCUUCAACUCAAGGCCCAGCUCCAGUCCCAAGUCAAAGCCGGGCAGCAGGAGUCCCAGGUCCCAUUCACCAAAGAUGAGCAUAUCCAGGCCGAAGCACAGAGUCCCAGUAAGGGAGAACAGGUUGAAACCAAGGCCCAGACCCAAGGCCUCAGUAAGUGGCAGCAGCCAGGCGAGGCCCAGGCUCGGGAGGAGAAGUCUGAAGCUAAGGCCCCUAGCAGCCCGGAGCCUGUCCAGACCCACGCACACACCAGGCCAACCAAGAGGGCAGAGGUCAGGAGGGACAGUUGGAAGCGAUGUCUUUCCCCCGUGCAGGCGGAGUUAACUUUAAUCAAGCAGACAAACUUCAACUUAAGUAAGCCGAUGAUUUUACAUCCAAGUAAACUGACUAACUCAAGUCCAAGUAAGCAGACGGACGGCAAGCGCGUGAAGAGCAAACAAUGUCCUCUCCUCCGCCAGCUGCCCAAACAGCACCCACUCCUCAGCUCCAGUGAAAGCCACAGUGAUGAUGAUGAGCUGUAUGUGGAUAUGAAGGAUGAACCAGAGGAGAUGGAGGAGUGGGCCAAGCCCCUGGCCCAGCUGUGGCAGAGCCGACCUUACAACCCCCAGGCGGAGAGAUCGUACAACCAGCGCAUGGGCCUGCAGGCCCCCUACUGCUCCAUCUGCCUGCUCUUCCACACAUACGACCAGUCGCAGUCUAGCAGCAACCCCAGCUACACUGUAAAAGGCCGGCGCGGGGGCAGACAGAGGUCCAAGCCCCUGAUCCCGGAGAUGUGUUUCAGCACCACCAAUGACAAGACCAACAGCAGCAGCGCCCAGGGCCAACUCUACACCCCUCACCUGGAGGAGGACGGCACCAGCCUGCUGGUCAGCUGUUCCCAGUGCUGCGUCCGCAUCCACGCCAGUUGCUAUGGAGUGUCUGUUGACCAAGUGUCAGACGAUUGGAUGUGUGCCCGCUGUGAAGCCAACGCUUUGACUGAGGACUGCUGCCUGUGUUCACUGCGAGGGGGAGCUCUACAGAGAGCCAACAAUGACAAGUGGGUGCACGUGCUGUGUUCACUCGUGGUCCUGGAGGCGCGCUUCGUGAACAUCGCCGAACGCAGUCCCGUGGACCUCAGUUACAUCCCUCUUGCCAGGUUCCAGCUGAAGUGUUUCUACUGUAAGCGGCGGGUGAAGAGGGAUGUUGGCUGCUGUGUUCAGUGUUCCCAUGGCCGCUGCACCACUGCCUUCCACCCCACCUGCGCCCAGGCGGCUGGCCAGCUCAUGCAGCCUGAUGACUGGCCCUUCAUCGUCCACGUCACCUGCUACAGGCACAAGUCACCCGUCCUACCAGAGCGUAAUAAGGCGGCCAUGCAAGAGCUUGAGGUCGGCCAGCAGGUUAUCUGUAAGCAUAAAAAUGGGCGCUACUACCAGUGUGAGGUGCUGGAGCUGACCACCGCCACCUUCUACGAGGUCGUCUUCGACGACGGCUCCUACAGCGACAACCUCUUCCCUGAGGACAUUGAGAACCGGGACUGCGUCAAGCUGGGCCCGCCAGCAGUGGGCGACGUGGUGCAGGUGCGCUGGACGGACAAUCUGCUGUACGGGGCCAAGUUUGUCGCAUCGCACUCCAUCCUUAUGUACCAGAUGGAGUUUGAGGACGGGUCGUCGUUGUCUGCCAAGAGGGAAGAUGUCUACAGUCUAGACGAGGAGCUGCCCAAACGAGUCAAGUCCCGAAUGUCCAAGGCGUCAGACAUGCGCUUCGACGGGAUAUUCACAGAGAAGGAGGUCAAGCAGGGCUCCAAGAGACAGCGAGUCAUCAACUCCCGUUACAGAGAGGACUACAUCGAGCCUCUCCUAUACAGAGUUAUGAUGGAGUAACCCUCCUCUACUUUAUGAACUCACCACACACCCAGAGAGGGGGGCAUCUUUGGGGCACCCACAGCCUGGACAAGUGGCUCCAAACCUGGGUACUAUUAGGAACAAACUCCCUCUCUGGGUGUGUAAGGCUUCCAUGCCCCUGGGGCAUUUUUUUAAACCACGGCUGGGAUUUUAGGGGAGUUUUGGUUCUUUAUGAAACUCCCGUAUUUCUGUGAAUUGUUUCUUCUUCCUCCUUCACUGUCUGUUAAUGACAAUAGGAACCAUCAAUGAAUUAAGGUGGAAUAGGAACAUGCUGGGCAUUUGUUUUGCGUUGCAUUAUAUCAUCUGACAACUUGCUGAGUCGGCAUUCUAACCUCUAGCAUUACCCAUCCAAAAGCAUUAAUUUGACAUUUUUACAUAAGAUGGUAUUUCAUAGUGCAGGUCAUAAUUCAAUACGAUUUUCAAUAACAUGCUGUUAACUGAUUACAAAAAAUCUGAAGUGCUUUGCAAUACAUUUUAUGGACUUCAUAUUAUCUCCAAUAGGAAUGUGCAGGUUUGAUUGUGUUUACUGUGACAGUAGGAGGAUGAUCGAAGUUAGCAGGCCAAGCCUUAAGGGCAGUGUUUUCUUGUUGGGUUCAGUUUAGCUAUACAACUUUAAAGCUUUGGAUUUAUUGCAUUUACAUUUGUCAGUUGUGCAUGUUUGAGGACAACUGUUUUACCACAGCUCACUGCACUUACAAUCUCCAAAAAAUCCCCAAGAUGUAUUUAUGUGGAUAGGUGUUUAUGUGCACAUUUGUUCUCGUUUCUUGAAUUGUUUAAAAAAUAUAUAUUGCCAUCCCAUGUUGAA